Messenger RNA from Ciona intestinalis (vase tunicate), 591 nucleotides. RefSeq names its product fatty acid-binding protein, brain-like. The record is from RefSeq and is a predicted model, not a curated record. Lineage: Eukaryota; Metazoa; Chordata; Ascidiacea; Phlebobranchia; Cionidae. Gene Ontology annotation, molecular function: lipid binding.
AGAAUUCGUCAUUUUUUUCAGUUUAUAGCAUUAGAUUAAUUCUACAAAACGAUCAUGGCCGCAGCACUUAACGGAGUUUGGAAAAUCAAGACGUCAGAAAACUUUGACGAGUAUAUGAAAGCUUUAGGCGUUAAUUUUGCACUAAGAAAGUUGGGCAACUUGGCUAAACCAGUUCUCACCAUCAAAAUCGAAGGCAAUGAAGUUUUUUUAAAAAGUGUAAGCACCGCUAGGAACAUCGAAACCAAAUGUACUAUCGGUGUCGAAUGGGACGAAGCGACCCCCGACGGUAGAAAAUGCAAGAGCAUCAUGACUUGGGAUGGCAGCAAACUGGUUCAAGUACAAAAGUGGGAUGGUAAACAAACCACUGUUACACGCUAUUUGAAAGAUGGCAAUUUAGAAAUGGAUCUUGAAAUCGAUGAUAUAAAAGCACACAGAGUGUACGAGAAGUCGGAAUGAGUUUCAAGCAAUUACACCGACCAUAGCCUGUUGCUUAAUUUGUGCUCUUGUUAAUAAAAAAUUACCGACGAAAUGCAACUUCACUUGUAAAUGCACUAAAAUAAAAGGGAGCUUACUUAAAUAAAAAGAUAUCAC